Messenger RNA from Penicillium waksmanii, 1266 nucleotides. RefSeq names its product protein kinase. The transcript is spliced from 6 exons. The record is from RefSeq and is a predicted model, not a curated record. Bases 1 to 1266 code for a protein of 421 amino acids. Gene Ontology annotation, molecular function: ATP binding; protein kinase activity. NCBI's taxonomy places the organism in Eukaryota, Fungi, Ascomycota, Eurotiomycetes, Eurotiales, Aspergillaceae. Gene Ontology annotation, biological process: regulation of mRNA processing; spliceosomal complex assembly; protein phosphorylation.
AUGACGACUGCUUUCAAGAAAGCUUUGGCUCGGACAACAGAAGAGGCAGACUUUUAUUCUACCGGAGGCUUCCAUCCCGUAUCGCUUGGAGACACUUUCAACUCUGGCACAUACAAAGUGAUGAGGAAGCUAGGCUACGGGCAGUAUUCUACCGUCUGGUUAGCUAGGGAUUCCAAGGCUCAGAAGUAUGUGGCGCUCAAAAUCCUAAGAGCCGACUGCUACGGAGGAUCGCAUGACAUAUUCGAGCGAGAAAUCCUCUCGAGGCUAUCCGAUAUUUCCAGGAAAAGCGACCAUGGAGGCCGACACCACGUGUUACCCCUUCUGGAUCAAUUCAAACACGAAGGGCCAAACGGACAACAUGUAUGCUUCGUGUUCGAUGUGUUGGGUCACCACUUGGAUUUUCAAACCGCAAAAUACGAAGAUGGGAGAUUGCCUCUUAAGGCAGUAAAAAUAAUAGCGCGUCAGCUUUUACUAGGGUUGGAUUUCCUCCAUAGGGAGUGUGGAAUCAUUCAUACCGGUAUUGCUAUGCGUUGCGAAUCGCCUCUUACUCACUAUAAUAGUGCUAAUUACGGUCGACACAUAGAUCUAAAACCCACGAAUAUACUACUCGAGCUGGAAACUCCAGAAGAAACUAUUGAAAAAUAUCUAUCAGAAAUCCCUGCACGGGUCAGUCAUGAACGUGGUGUCACCAAGCCACUCCGAGAGGUCAUCAGGACACCGCUCAUCUCGGAAAUGCUUGAACCGCGCAUCAGAAUAGUUGACUUUGGUGUUGCUUCUUGGUCAGACAACCACCUGUCGGAUGUAGUCCAAUCUCCAGCUUUACGAGCACCAGAAGUCACAAUCGGUGCGCAUUGGGAUGCUAGUAUUGAUAUCUGGAGCCUCGGUUGCCUUGUUGUUGAGUUUGUUCAGGGGAUAGUGCCUUUCUCUGGAGCGGCGUCAAAAUACGGUUCGUGGACGGUUGAUGAUGACCGGCUUGCAAGGACAAUCGAAAUACUUGGUAAUUUCCCGCCUGAGCUUCUUCGAAAAGGAAACAGGUCUGCGGAGUUCUUUAACACGAGUGGCGGCCUCCUUCGAAUUUCAGAUCUAAAACCGACGAGUCUUGAAAGGCUUAUAGAUGGCACUGAGCGGCCUUUCCUCAAACCCAACGACAUGUCCGACGCUGAAACUCCCAUAUUCAUCGAUUUCCUUCGAGGUAUGCUUACAAUUGACCCGGCACAUCGAAAGUCGGCCGCAGAGCUGCUGCAGCAUGAAUGGUUUAAAAUGUAA